CGGUACCGGCUCCUCGCCCUCCUCGGCUGCGGAUCUUUCGGUGCGGUGUGCAAAGCGCUCGACCGACGCACCGGGCGCGUCGUCGCGCUGAAGCGAGUCCCGGACGCGCUCCAGACGGUCGACGCCGCGCGCCGGGUCCUCCGCGAGGUCGUCGUCCUGAACCGCCUGGACCACCCGAACAUCAUCAAGAUCUUCAGCAUCUUCCACACCCCCGCCACGUCGGGCGCGAGGGUGCUGGAUCCCGAUUCGUUCACCCUGGUGCCCGUGUCCGUCGACAUGUACAUGGCCUUUGAGUACGCCACGGGCGGGGACUUGUACGGCCUGCGAGGGGACAUGAGCGCGGACGAGGUGCGAUCGCUGAUGCACCAGCUGGCGAGCGCGGUGAAGUACCUCCACGACGUGGGGGUGUGGCACAGGGACAUCAAGUCGGCGAACAUCCUCUGCGGGCGGAACAGGCUCGGCGGCCGCGUCGGGAAGAGUUUCGCGGAGCGCGAGAUGCUCACCGGCGUCGUCGCCACCCCGUGCUACCGCGCGCCCGAGGUGAUCAUGUCCGAGGGCAAGUACACCGGAGCGAUGGACGUGUGGGCCUUGGGGUGCAUAUUCGGGGAGUUGCUCCAGAGACAGAGCGCCGGCGCGCACACCCCACACCUCACGAUCUCGCCCCUUUUGGGGGAAAAUUUGGGGGAAGACGAGACACGUACGCUCGACGCCGAGAUGCGCGACGCUCGCGACCUCGUCCGGGAGAGCCGAGUCCGAGCUCGACUCAACCUCUUCUUCGACGUCAUCGGCACGCCCUCCUGGCACGACGUCGACGCCGUGUCUUCCGAGCGCUGGCGGCGGGCGGGGGAACAGGCGGUGGACUUGCUGCUGCGGAUGUUGACCUUCGACCCGAGGCGACGCGCGUCGCCGGACGAGAUCCUCGCGCACGAGUAC
This is a messenger RNA of Micromonas commoda, 933 nucleotides long. RefSeq lists its product with no specific name. The transcript is spliced from 4 exons. Gene Ontology annotation, cellular component: nucleus; cytoplasm. Gene Ontology annotation, molecular function: MAP kinase activity; ATP binding. The record is from RefSeq and is a predicted model, not a curated record. The annotation marks the transcript as partial. NCBI's taxonomy places the organism in Eukaryota, Viridiplantae, Chlorophyta, Mamiellophyceae, Mamiellales, Mamiellaceae. Gene Ontology annotation, biological process: protein phosphorylation; intracellular signal transduction.